AUGUACCUGGCCGGGGCGGCGGCGGCCGCGGCCGCGCUCCUCUGGCUGCAGCGGCUGCUCUGGCCUCACCUGUGGGCGGACGCGCGGUUCCUGCUGCGGGCGCUGCUGUGCCGCCGCCGGGUGCUGCGGGGCGCCGCGGGCUCCAGCCUGGCCCAGCGCUUCGCCGGGCUGGCGCGGGCGGCCCCGGAGCGGCUCUUCCUGCGCUUCGAGGGGCAGCGCGUCAGCUACGGGCAGGCGGCGCGGGCGAGCCGGCGGGUGGCGAACGCGCUGCGCGCCUGGCGCGGCCCCGGGGGGCCCCUGCGGCCCGGCCAGACCGUGGCGCUGCUGGUGGGCAACGAGCCCGGCUUCGUGUGGGCCUGGCUGGGGCUCGCCAUGCUGGGGGCCGUGCCCGCCUUCCUGGGCACCGCGCUGCGCCGCGGGGCGCUGCUCCACUGUCUGCGCGGCUGCGGGGCGCGGGCGCUGCUGGUGGCGCGCGAUCUGUAUGAAGCUGUGGAGCCCUUGCUGCCCACCCUGCAGGAGCUGGGCAUCGUGGUGUGGGUGCUGGGCCCGGGCCCCUGCCCGCCGGGGGUCACCAGCCUGCAGGAGCUGAUGGAGGAGUCAUCCGAAGAGCCGGUGCCCUCAGACUUAUCCACGCCCAAGGACAUGAUGGACACCUGCCUCUACAUCUUCACCUCGGGUACCACAGGGCUGCCCAAGGCUGCCCGCAUCAGCCACCUUAAGUGCAUCAUGUGCCUGGGCUUCUACCGCCUGGUGGGGGCCUCCAGCAAGGACGUGAUCUACGUGGCGCUGCCCCUGUACCACAUGUCGGGCUCACUGCUGGGCAUCGUUGGCUGCAUCGGGAUCGGUGCUACAUGUGUGCUGAAGAGGAAGUUCUCAGCCAGCCAGUUCUGGGGCGACUGCCAGCACUACGGGGUGACCGUGUUCCAGUACAUCGGGGAGCUGUGCCGCUACCUCGUCAACCAGCCCAAGGGAGAAGGGCAGCGGGAGCAUGGCCUGCGCCUGGCUGUGGGCAGUGGGCUGCGGCCCGACGUCUGGCGCGAAUUCCUGCGGCGCUUCGGCAACGUCCGCAUUGUGGAGACCUACGGCAUGACCGAGGGCAACGUCACCUUCUUCAACUACACCAGCACCCUGGGGGCUGUCGGCCGCGGCAGCUUCCUCUACAAGCUCUUCUGCCCCUUCGAGCUGGUGCGCUACGACGUGCUGCAGGGGGCACCGGUGCGGGACGCGGCCGGGUGGUGCCAGCGGGUCGGCCCAGGUGAGACGGGGCUGCUGAUCGCGCCAGUGACCCCCAAGAACCCCUUCCUGGGCUACGCGGGGGGCAGGGAGCUCUCGGAGCACAAGCUGCUGCGUGGGGUCUUCACCGAGGGAGAUGCCUACUUCAACACAGGCGACCUCAUGGCCCAGGACGCCGCCGACUUUGUGUAUUUCCGGGACCGUACCGGGGACACCUACAGGUGGAAAGGUGAGAACGUCGCGACGACGGAGGUGGCCGAGGCCCUGGCCGCGCUGGACUCGCUGCAGGAAGUCAAUGUCUACGGGGUCGCCGUGCCAGGGUACGAGGGCCGUGCUGGGAUGGCCGCCAUUGUCCUGCGGCCAGGCUGCAAGCUGGAUGGGGCGCAGCUGUACAGCCACGUGGUGGAGUUCCUGCCCCCCUAUGCCCGGCCCCGCUUCCUGAGAGUGCAGGACCACCUGGAGACGACACAGACCUUCAAGCAGCACAAGGUGCGUCUGGCCAGCGAGGGCUGUGACCCCACGCGCCUCCCGGACCCGCUGUACCUGCUGGACGACGCCUCAGAGGCCUACGUGCCCCUGACCCCGCGGCUCUGGGAAGGCGUCGUCUCGGGGGCUGUCCGGAUAUAAUCCCCCUACCCCACCUGCCUUGGGCUCCCUCCAGCUGGGGGUCACCUGGGGAGACUACGAGUCCCAGCAUGCACAGCUCAGCCCCAUUGCAUGCUGGGAGCUGUAGUCUCUGGGUGCUGGGGCAGCUGAACUGAUGGCCAAGGGCUCUGGGGUGCUGCCUGCCCCGGGGCGGGAGCUGGGGGAUGAACAGGGCUCAGUGCCUGCAGGUUUUUUGCCCACGCUGCAGCCCCUGGUCCUUCCAGCUCCCUCCCCACUGCGCCCCAUGUGUCACCCCCCACACUUCCUGGCCCCCACUCCCCUGCGCACACCCCACUCCUCUGCCCCAGGGGGCUGGAAGCCGGGAGCUCAGCCGUCUCGUCCUGGCUCACCUGUGCCUGUCUCCAGCAGGGCGGUGGUAUGGGAUGUGCUGGGCUGUGUCCUGCAUCCCCCCUCCCUGCACUUGGGGGCAGCUCCCCCCCUCACAGGACCUCAGCUCCGGACGGGCUCCGUGCCCUGGGCGUUGGGGCCAAGAGAGCUGCCUGCGUGCCGCAGGGUCACGCAGUGGGUGGUAGGGUGGGGGGGAGUCCAGGGAGCUGGAUUCAAAUCCUGGAUCCACCACAACUUGAGGUGGCCUUGGGCUGGCCCCUGAGCUCCCAGCCGGGUCUCAAGGACAACGGCCCUGCCUCCCAGGCCUGGGUCUGUCUGGGUUGUUCCGAGUGCGAGAUGGGCAGGCAGGGCCCGACCCUGGCUGCAGCCUGGCCAGUGUCCGAGGAGUCAGUGGCUGUCCUUUGCCCCGGGGGGUGGGGAGG
Gopherus flavomarginatus (Mexican gopher tortoise) is the source of this 2648-nucleotide messenger RNA. RefSeq names its product solute carrier family 27 member 3 (gene SLC27A3). The record is from RefSeq and is a predicted model, not a curated record. NCBI's taxonomy places the organism in Eukaryota, Metazoa, Chordata, Testudines, Testudinidae. The coding region runs from base 1 to 1860 and encodes 619 amino acids. Gene Ontology annotation, cellular component: endoplasmic reticulum. Gene Ontology annotation, molecular function: long-chain fatty acid transmembrane transporter activity; long-chain fatty acid-CoA ligase activity. The transcript has 10 exons.